CUUAUCAAAGGUCCCCCUUAAUUUAAGUUAUCUUGGUUUUGUUUUGGCAGACUUUGGAUAUCUGUGUCAGGUUUUAAAACCGUUUCAGUUUUAACUACAACUCUAGACCACUAAAGAUGUUUAUUUGGCUUUCUUUGUUCGUCGUCCGUUGUUCAGCGUUUGUACUCGACACGGUUAGCAAUGACCAAUGUUUAGCUCCACCUCCUUGCUACUGCAAAGCUUCAAGUGUCGUCUGCGACGGAUCGGGUCUUAGCACGGUUCCAGAUUUCAAAAUAUCGGAUCGGGAGUAUCCAAGGCUAUUAGUGAAUUUGAAUUAUAACAAUAUUAGAGAAAUCGACAACACUUCUUUCACUAAUCUGUACACAACUAACGCUUCAGAACUGACGAUUUACCUGUCGAACAAUGAUUUGUCAACAAUUAGUGACUCGGCUUUCAGCAUGGUGACGUCAAUGAUAACUUACCUAAAUCUGAAAAAUAACAAUUUAUCUGAGAUACCGAAUGUAUUGGGAACACUGCCGAAUCUUGAAAAUCUGGACCUAAGGGGAAAUCCAAUACGGUCCAUGGCAGUUCCCGUAACAUUCGCAAUAAGCAAGUCAAUAAAAUCCCUCUCAAUCAGCUUGAACCUGUUUUCAUCAUGGCCGAAGGAACUUCAUUACUUCAGACUGCUUUCAAGACUUGUCGUUGACGGGUUCCAAGAAAAGCGAUUUCCGCUUAACGCAUUGACAGGAAUAGAGACAACCUUGACCUCACUGGAAAUUUCGAACUCUCGACUGGACCGUAUACCGUCAGUGGUUUGUCAUUUACCGCAUUUACGUAGAUUAUCGUAUACUUCUAACCCAGAAACAAAAUCACCAAUCUUCGAACCCUGCAACAGGAACGUUACUUCGUUGGUAUUCCUCAGUGUAAAGGGCAACAAUCUUACACAUUUUCCGGAUGUAUUUAACACGUUUGUGUCUUUGGACUACCUCGAUGUGGGCGAUAACCAGAUCAGAACCAUUGAUACUGAUCUAAUUCCCCUUGACAACUCCCUCACACAUCUGAAUUUAUCGUACAAUCAUCUAAACAGGAUACCUACCGCCGUAAACCGCUUCGCAGCUCUGAAAUCACUAUACAUCGCCGGAAAUAGAAUAACCUCCCUUGAAGACAACGAUUUAAGUAAUUUAACACAUAUGAGUGUAUUUCAGCUAGAAAACAACCCUCUAGAAUACAUUUCCAACAACGCUUUCAAGAACAUUCAAUCGCUCGCGAUACUCAACCUUGAGUCUACAAAUCUUGACGUCAUACCAAAAGCCCUUACUUCACUGGCUAGUAUCAAUCGUCUUUCCCUUGAAGGCACGCCUAUUCAAUGCACGUGUAAAAUGGAUUACCUGAAAUCAUGGGCAAACAAUUCAAGCCGAAUCUACGGAACAUGUGAAGGGACAAUGGAAUCAUUAUCCAGUUUCAUAACCACGUAUCUUCCACUUUGCCCUUGAUUUACUGUAGUUGACUUAAAGCAUUUAAAUGAAAAUUACCAAAGAUAAAAGACA
This is a messenger RNA of Mercenaria mercenaria, 1526 nucleotides long. RefSeq names its product slit homolog 3 protein-like. The transcript has 2 exons. The coding region runs from base 117 to 1472 and encodes 451 amino acids. Gene Ontology annotation, molecular function: protein binding. Gene Ontology annotation, cellular component: extracellular matrix. Lineage: Eukaryota; Metazoa; Mollusca; Bivalvia; Venerida; Veneridae. The record is from RefSeq and is a predicted model, not a curated record.